GCCAGAUGAUGGAAGCUCAAGCUUUCCCAAGGCUUCCAUUCCCUCAAGCUUCUUUCUGAGCUUUCUUGGGGGUGCAAGCUUCCAUUCCAUGCCACCUAUACCCACACAUUCAUUCAUACCUAGGUGCUCCGUACCUCAGGUUUGAUUCCCCCACGAUUCCGGAGCGGCCCCGCUACAGUUGGUAACCGCCCAAACGGCAUUAUAACUGGAUGGAUGGCAGGGAUAGAUUGGUAGGCAAGCUAGCGACACACCGUUUUAUGCCAUUAGGGAACUUGGCAAGGCUUCGCCUGUAACCUGAUACCGACCCGAGUAUCACUUUGUUACCGGAUGGUCAAGUACCGCUAGUUUGAUCGUCACCCCGGAGUUACAGACUCCGGGUAAUGUUUCAGUUGCGACUAUGGAGCUGUGAGGAUGAUUCAUCUCAAAUGCCGAUUGAGUUGUAAUAUUCAAACAGGAUCCGAUAUCGUUGCCCGGAUACGGCUCUAUUCAUGAGUACGCUUCUUCAGAGUUCCGAGCAGAUCUAGUCAUGCCCUUUCUCGUCAAGUGAAGAAGUCCUCAUGCUGUGCAUCCCACAUUAGUCGUUGUUAACCACUCUUCACUACUCUCUUUCAAGUUUCUUCUAGUCGCAGGCCGACAUCUUAAUUGUUGUUCCCACCAAAGCCCAUUUGCAACUCAUAUCAGCCAAGAUGCGUUUCUCUAUCUUCACCUUGGUCGCCCUUGUCUCGGCUUCUUCAGCUUCACUUGUCCGCCGAGUCGAUGUCAAUGUUCCGGCCAUGACAAACGCAGAUGGAGUCGUUGUGCCAUUCGACACAGCUGGUGUCGUCCAGCCCGCUAAGAAGCGAGAUCUCGAGCAGAAGAAGAGAGACCUCGCCCAGCGGAAGCGACACGUUUCUCACAAGAGACGCGCGGUUUCUCAGGAGAAGCAGCAGCAGAAGCAAUAAUUAGAGAAACUGUAGAGUUGGGAACCCAUAAUGAAGUCACGGACGGAUGCCUCUCUUGAAGCAGAAGCCCGGGGGCUGAGGAAACAGACGAAUGACAACAAUAAUUGCAGUGCUUGGACUUGGCUUGUACAGAAUAGGAGAUAAGGUGCGAGAGAUGGGAGCACUGCUCACGUCGUAAGGCUGGGCCUUUUGUGGAAUCAUAAUUAUAAUCAUCAUCAUGGG
Molecule: messenger RNA, 1163 nt
Organism: Fusarium verticillioides 7600
Lineage: Eukaryota; Fungi; Ascomycota; Sordariomycetes; Hypocreales; Nectriaceae
Exons: 4
Coding region: 687-941 (84 amino acids)
Source: RefSeq, a predicted model, not a curated record